AUAAGCCAACUUGUUUUUGUUUUUAAUAAUUCACUCCAAUUAAAAAAAGGCCACGGAACCUAACUCGAUGGGCCUGAAUCUCUCCAAUCACAACUCGGUUCGAAAUUCAACCUGACGGUGGUGAAGUCAAGUCUGGCAAGCUCUAUAUAGAACAACGAAAAUGAAAAAUGAAAAAAAAAAUAUAAAAAAACUAAAAUUAAAAAAGAAAUCCGGUAAUUCCUUAAAAAAAAAUCCCGUAAUAAUGCAAUCUAAGGGAACCGCCAGCAAAGUCAAGACUCCGAUUUUCUCUUUUAUCCUACGCGCUCCUCGGUUCUCGUAUUCUGCCUACCUUUCUCCGGUUUCACCGUCUCAGAUCUCCAACCCAACCAAUACGGUCGGUCUCUUAUUGGAGUGAUCCAAGUAUAAGUGCUUGCUCCACUUCUUCGGCGCCAAAUUUCAGAUUUGUAUUUUACAAAUUAGAGAUAAUUCUCAAGGGAUUGAACCAUGAGUUGUUUUGGCUGUUGCGAAGAGGAUGAUAUCCACAAAGCCACAGAUAAUGGAGGCCAAUACAUAGCUAAAAACUCAACAGGAAAUGAUGGAGGUUACCAUACAUCUGAAACCGCAUCAAAGAGUGCUCAAACUGUGAAGGUUCAACCUAUUGAAGUCCCUGCUAUUCCAGCAGAUGAAUUGAAGGAAAUCACAGAUAACUUUGGGACCAAUUCUUUGAUUGGAGAAGGUUCAUAUGGUAGAGUUUAUUAUGGAGUUCUUAGGAGUGGGCAGGCUGCAGCAAUAAAAAAGUUAGAUGCCAGCAAGCAACCUGAUGAUGAGUUUUUAGCCCAGGUUUCCAUGGUAUCAAGGUUGAAGCAUCAAAACUUUGUUCAGUUGCUUGGUUACUGUGUUGAUGGGAGCUCCCGUAUACUUGCCUAUGAGUUUGCAUCUAAUGGAUCGCUUCAUGAUAUUCUCCAUGGGAGAAAAGGUGUUAAAGGAGCUCAGCCAGGCCCCGUUCUGACUUGGGCACAAAGAGUAAAAAUUGCUGUAGGAGCUGCAAAAGGGCUUGAGUACUUGCAUGAGAAGGCUGAUCCUCACAUCAUUCAUCGUGACAUAAAAUCCAGCAAUGUGCUAAUAUUUGAUGAUGAUGUGGCAAAGAUUGCAGACUUUGAUUUAUCUAAUCAGGCUCCUGAUAUGGCAGCCCGUCUUCAUUCCACUCGUGUACUUGGAACAUUUGGUUAUCAUGCUCCCGAAUAUGCAAUGACUGGGCAAUUAAAUGCCAAGAGUGAUGUAUACAGCUUUGGUGUUGUGCUGCUUGAGCUUCUGACUGGGAGAAAACCUGUUGAUCAUACUUUACCCCGUGGACAGCAAAGUCUUGUGACAUGGGCUACACCGAAACUUAGUGAAGACAAGGUUAGGCAGUGUGUUGAUCAAAGACUAGGAGGAGAUUAUCCUCCCAAGGCUGUCGCAAAGUUGGCGGCUGUUGCUGCAUUAUGUGUGCAAUACGAAGCUGAUUUUCGGCCAAAUAUGAGCAUUGUUGUCAAGGCUCUUCAGCCCCUGUUAAAUGCCCGGCCUGGGCCUGCUGGUGAAACACCAAGCACAUAACUAUAUAUAUAGUCUCUAUUUCUCACAGUCCUUCUCUUUGUAUCUCUCUGUGCCUGUGAGUGCGGAAGUGUUCACACAUUCAAGCAUCCAAAAUAUAUAAUGGAUAAUUUUAGAAGGUGAUGAUAAUUUGUUUAUUCAAAGUUCCGUGUGCAUCCAUUAUAUACUCUGUAUUCAAUUUGUUCAUAAUGCGUGAGGUUGCUUUUUCUUGCAUAUAUUUUGAUGGUCUUUUUACUUAUAUCUGAUAAUUUAUAUAUUCGUAUCAUGUUAAAUAUUUGACAAUUUGUGUGUUUAUAGUGUUUUACAUGAAAAUUGUGUUAUAAUUUGCUUUGAUACGAAAAAUACAAACUAUUAUUUUUUGUUUUUUAAAUUUAUAUAUAAUUUUUGUUAAAAUUAUAAAUUAAGUCAUCUUCGUAUCUUUUUUUAUAUUGUAUUUAUCUCACGUUAUCGAUUCGAAUUUUAGAUAAACAAGUUAAUUCCAGCUUAUAUAUUUUUGUCUAAAUUUAAUCUUUACCUUUCUUUCUUUCAUGAGAUUGUUAUAUUUUCCUUUGCUUUCAAAUGUUUAUGGACCUUGGAUUGCUUGGAUUACAAGAAAACACCAUGAAGGAAAGAAAAGGGCUCCUAAGUAUUCGAAGAAAGGAAUGUGAAAUAGUUAAAUCGGUUGCUUUCGCAGUUUUCUUACGUGGAGAAUGAUGAUGUGCAAAUGUAACUUUACAGGUGGAAAGGACAGGUUCAAAUGCUAGAACAUUUGAGAAAAGAAUAGUGGGAUUCGUUGGGUCGCUUUUGGUAUGCUUUUCCCAUCUAGUUGACUACACCACUUCAAUAACAAAAGUGCGAGUUAACGAGUAAUAAUUGACAAAAGCUUUACUUGGGCCCGGCUAUAGUAAUAAUUUAACUAAAUCUUUACCCUGUCUCAUUAGGUCAGCCAUUUUACCUUUUCUGAUAUUAAUUAAUAGUUUAAUUUAAUACUAUAAAUCAUAAAUGAGUGUAGGAGUAUCAUUUAUUAUGAGGAGUUGGGAGUAGAGGUGUAGACACGGUCCAUUAAAAAAUUAACCCCACUUAUAUGUUAAUGAAUUAUAUCAGUCUAAUAUUAUUAUUAUUAUUCAACGUUCCUAUUGGUAUGUCUGUAAAGGUUGAGAAUAUGAUUAGCAUAGUUACGUAUAGUACUAGUAUGGUUUGUAAAGGUUAAGAGCAUGAUUAGCAUGAUAUAUUAUAAUAGUUUUUAUGGGUUGUGUCUUGUCGGUUAUGAUAUUAUAUUUUAUA
This is a messenger RNA of Durio zibethinus, 2832 nucleotides long. RefSeq names its product protein CYTOSOLIC ABA RECEPTOR KINASE 2-like. The record is from RefSeq and is a predicted model, not a curated record. Lineage: Eukaryota; Viridiplantae; Streptophyta; Magnoliopsida; Malvales; Malvaceae. Gene Ontology annotation, biological process: protein phosphorylation. Gene Ontology annotation, molecular function: protein kinase activity; ATP binding.